This is a messenger RNA of Drosophila melanogaster (fruit fly), 1815 nucleotides long. It is a transcript of the gene OXA1L, whose product is annotated as OXA1L mitochondrial inner membrane protein. NCBI's taxonomy places the organism in Eukaryota, Metazoa, Arthropoda, Insecta, Diptera, Drosophilidae. Gene Ontology annotation, molecular function: membrane insertase activity. The transcript is spliced from 4 exons. The record is from RefSeq and is marked reviewed. Bases 277 to 1602 code for a protein of 441 amino acids. Gene Ontology annotation, cellular component: membrane; mitochondrial inner membrane.
CAAAUAAAAUUUUAAGUCAACACGAAAUUUUGACCAAGCUUAAUUUCUCAAGAGGUUGAUGUACAUACCCAGAAACGUAAAAAGUAAUCGGUAAUCUAUAGUCUUGCUAAGUAGCGCCAGAGGGCGCUUUUCCGGAACAGCUGUGACUCUGCUUCUUUAUUGCCGUUCACCCGCACGCGUAACUGUGUCCAUCUCGCUCGCACUCGCCUAGCUCAAAACGAGGCGAAUUUUAUCAUUUAAUUUUAUUUUGACCAAAUUACGAGCGCUGCGCGGAAAAUGUUGGCCCACAGGAUGCAGCUUUGGAGGACAACAAACGCGGCAAUGGCCAUGACUUCCGCAGCCGGCCGUUUCACCCCACAGGCAUCCACGGGCAGCAGGAGAGAUCUCUACCUCCAAAGGAUUACCAGGGGCAGCAGUCUGCCCUUAGCGGCCCCCGAAAAAUGGUCCAAUCUCGGCCAGCUUCGUUUCGCCAGCGGUGGAGCAACUGCAGCGGGAGUUUCAGCCACCAAAGGCGAGGAGUUCAUGCAGGCUGUGCCGAAAACGGAACUAGUGGAUCUGCCGGACAUACCCGCCGCUCCAGUGCCUCCACCCGCCGAUGGUCUGAAUGUAAUGGAUGUGAUGAAUGCCGCUGGCGAACCCUCCUUCGCCUCCAUUGGCUUGGGCGGCUGGUCUCCGGUGGGCAUGGUACAGAACUGUUUGGAAUUCUUGCACUGCACGUGGGAUAUUCCCUGGUGGGGAACCAUCGCCAUUGGAACACUCGCAGUGCGAACCAUAAUCUUUCCAUUGGUCAUCUUGGCCCAAAGGAACUCUGCCAAGAUGAACAACAAUAUGCCGCAGAUGCAGAUGCUGCAGCUGAAAAUGACCGAGGCCAGGCAGUCGGGAAACGCCAUUGAGUCCGCUCGUUAUGCCCAGGAAAUGAUGCUGUUCAUGCGGGAGAAGGGUGUCAAUCCGCUCAAGAACAUGGUAGUUCCCUUGGCCCAGGCACCGCUCUUCAUUAGCUUCUUCAUGGGACUGCGACAGAUGGCUAACGCGCCGGUCGAAUCAAUGCGGGAUGGCGGACUCUUCUGGUUCACGGAUCUCACAAUGGCGGAUCCCUUCUAUCUACUGCCCUUAAUCACCAGUGCCACGUUGUACCUGACCAUUGAGAUCGGAACGGAUUCGGCUCGCUUAUCGGCUGCCAACAUGAACACCAUGAAAUAUGUGCUCAGAGCCCUGCCCAUUGUUAUCUUCCCGUUUACGAUGAACUUCCCCGCUGCCAUUUUGACCUAUUGGGCGUGCAGUAACUUUAUAUCGUUGGGGCAGGUUGCGGUGCUAAGGAUUCCCUCCGUGAGGGAGUACUUCAAGAUCGAAAAGAUGCUGACCCAUGCGCCCAGUGCACUGCCACCUAAGAAGGGAUUCGUCGGCGGAAUGAAGGAGUCCUGGGACAACAUGAAGAUCUCGAAAGAAAUCGAGGAGCGACAGCGCCUGGACGAGAUCCGAUUCGCCAAGGCCGGCAAGGGUCCGCUGGUCAAGACGUACAAGUUCGAUCCCACGAAAGUGGCAAAACCCAUUUCCGCGGAGCCGCACAUGCGGCUAAAGGAGCCGCCGAACAAGCAGGGAUAGUUCCUCCAUCCUGUAAUCGCCGCUGAGCGCUGUGUCUUGUUACGUUAAUUUAACCCCUUAGUCUAUAGUCCUUCAUCAUCCGAACGUUUUGCUGCUAAAAUAUAAUUUGUAAAUGUACAGAGGCAAACUUCUUGCUGAUGAAACCUGAUUUGAGAAGUUGGAGACAAAGUUUUGGUAGAUGUAAUCGCUGUAAAAAUAAACUCGUCAUGGAAG